UCAGUCAUAUGACCGGAAGUGAAGUAAUGCAAGUUCAGCCGUGAUUUCCUUGUUAGUAAUGGAUGCGAUGAUUUGGUGUUUAUGAGUUUACGUCCAUAACACAACUACAUAAUUUAACUGAUAAACGCUGUACAGUCUUUUUAAGUAAAACACAAGUUCAUAAUCUUUGUAAACAUGACGGCAAUGAACGACAGUUCUCUACGGAAAAUGCUGGCGAAGAUUUAUAAAUACAGGGAUCUGACCGCACGCGACUUAUCAAACGUAACGCCUCACUAUAAAGAUCUUAAACCUAUGAUGGACAACUACGUGUUCAAUGAUGGCUCUACCAAAGAGCUGCUGAGUCUCACAGGAACGGUGCCAGUAAACUACCGAGGAAAUGUGUACAACAUUCCCAUCUGCCUGUGGCUUCUAGACACGUAUCCCUACAAUCCUCCCAUAUGUUUUGUCAAACCCACAAGUGCCAUGAUGAUAAAAACCGGGAAACACGUUGAUGCCAAUGGAAAGAUUUACCUCCCAUACCUGCAUGAAUGGAAACCUCCCCAGUCUGAUUUGUUGGGACUAAUCCAGGUGAUGGUUGUGGUGUUUGGAGAGGAACCACCAGUCUUUUCGCGGCCCACUACUCAGGCAACUUACCCAGCUUUCCCGGCAGCAGGCCCACCUAACACUUCUUACAUGCCAAGCACACCAGGCUUGCCUUAUAGUCAAGGACACUCUGCCAAUCCAGGGGGAUUUCAGGGCUACCCUUAUCCUGCAGCAGCCUCUGGAUACCCCACUACCUCAGGGUCCUCUCUCUAUACCCCGGGGCCGUCUAUCACUACAGUGGGGCCCACUCGUGAUGGUACCAUCGGAGAGGACACAAUCCGUGCAUCUUUGGUCUCUGCGGUCAGUGACAAAUUGCGCAGGCGGAUGAAAGAAGAGAUGGAUCGAGCACAGGCAGAGCUGGAUGCCCUGAAAAGGACAGAGGAGGACCUGAAGAGGGGACACCAGAAGCUGGAGGAGAUGGUGACCAAACUAGACCUGGAAAUGACUGAUGUGGACAGAAACAUUGAUUGCCUCAAGCAGAAAGAUGAGGAGCUGACUGCUGCCCUGGAAAGAAUGCAGAAUCAAUCUGAGGACAAUGACAUUGAUGAUGUGAUUGUGCCCACCGCUCCUCUUUAUAAGCAGAUUUUGAACCUAUACGCUGAAGAAAACGCCAUAGAGGACACUAUCUUCUACUUGGGUGAAGCGUUACGUAGAGAUGUCAUUGAUUUGGAUGUCUUCCUCAAGCAUGUGCGCCUUCUCUCCAGAAAACAGUUCCAGUUGCGAGCCUUGAUGCAGAAGGCCAGGAAAAUAGCAGGCCUCAGUGACCUGUACUGACCUGCCCAAAUAAAUCAUUCUCCCUCUCAGCUAUACCACAUGGUAAACUAAAUUACAGACUUUGUGAUAUGAAGGUGAUUGCAAUUUAUCCAGGACCAAAACCCCCAAAUCUCUGUGAAAUGAAGAGUUUACAUUCAUAGCACCAUGAUUACAGACAACAAGUGCAUUAAAUAUAUCUUUAUUAUGUGAAAAAAAUAUUUAUUUAGUGACCUUUUUAAGGUUUGUCGAGAGGGAAACAAAGAAAGGAAAUCGAACAGUUGCAAGAGACAUUUUUGCUCAGCUAAGGAGUUUAGCAUAGCCUUAUAAAAACAGCAAUCGUUGCACUUUUUGUAACUUGUGCCUCAUAUUCUUCUAAAGUGUCUUUUCAGAUACAGGGUAAAGGUAAAGAAGUUUUGGAAAGACAGUCAAUAUGCUCAACCUGAAUGUUAGUCUUAUUUUUAUAUUGUUUAAUCUCCAGAUAUGUACCUGUACUAAAUAAUUCUCCUAAAAUCAGCACUUUGUUUUAUUUUUAGAUAAGUUAGAAAACCAAUCUACUUUAACAUCUCAGAAUAUAAUUGUGUCACUAUUAAUGCUUUAUCAUUUUCAUCCUGCGCUACAUAACACAUUUUGCAGUUCUGCUUGUGAUAACAGUUGUUAAGCAGUCAGUUUACAUGAAUGUACUUGGUUAAACUUCAAGCAUGUUAUGUAGUCAUCUUCAGAUUUAACUUAUCUAUUUGAGAUAUGAUGUAUAAAACCCACAUAGUAUGAAGGGAACUUUUUGCAGCAAAGAAUAUAAUUGCAUUAUAAUCAUGAAUCAAGUGUUUUGCUUACAAUCAAGGGAAACAAGGGAAUGACCAAAUCAUUAUGCAGUAUGUCUUUGAGGUAUAAUGGUAUUUAAAAUGUUAAAUGAAUAUCUAAUAAAAAAAAAAAUUAAAAAAAAA
This is a messenger RNA of Megalobrama amblycephala (Wuchang bream), 2276 nucleotides long. It is a transcript of the gene tsg101b, whose product is annotated as tumor susceptibility 101b. Lineage: Eukaryota; Metazoa; Chordata; Actinopteri; Cypriniformes; Xenocyprididae. The coding region runs from base 175 to 1356 and encodes 393 amino acids. The transcript is spliced from 10 exons. Gene Ontology annotation, biological process: protein modification process; endosome to lysosome transport; protein transport. The record is from RefSeq and is a predicted model, not a curated record. Gene Ontology annotation, molecular function: ubiquitin binding. Gene Ontology annotation, cellular component: ESCRT I complex.